CCGGGCCAUGCCCACUUCCAGCGAUGGACGCCGCUGCCACCGUGGCGACCGCCCCCCAGCCUUACGUGCUGCACGAAACCCUAACGAGCCACAACCGCGCCGUCUCUGCCGUCAAGUUCUCCCCCGACGGCUCCCUCCUCGCCUCCGCCUCCGGCGACAAGACCCUCCGCGUGUGGUCGACGGCCGACUUCUCCCUCCUCACCGAGCUCUCCGGCCACGAGGAGGGCAUCUCCGACCUCUCCUUUUCCUCCGACGGCCGCUACCUCUGCUCUGCAUCCGACGAUCUCACCGUCCGGAUCUGGGACCUCGCCGCGGCAACUGCCGUAAAGACCCUCUCCGGCCACAGCAACUACGUCUUCUGCUGCGCCUAUAACCCUCAGUCCAACAUGAUCGCCUCCGGCUCCUUCGACGAGACCGUCCGUGUCUGGGAGGUCAAGUCGGGGAAGUGCCUGCGCGUCCUCCCGGCUCACUCCGAGCCCGUCACGGCCGUCGACUUCAACUAUAAUGGGAGCCUCAUCGUUUCCAGUAGCUACGAUGGGUUGUGCCGGAUCUGGGACUCAGCGACAGGGCAUUGCAUGAAGACCCUUAUCGAUGAUGAGAGCCCCCCGGUGUCGUUUGUGAAGUUCUCUCCUAACGGGAACUUCGUGCUCGCCGCCACCCUCGACAACACAUUAAGGCUAUGGCAUUUCUCAGCGGGCAAGUUCUUAAAGACUUACACAGGUCAUGCUAACUCACGGUUCUGCAUCCCAGCAACAUUUUCAGUCACAAACGGAAAAUACAUUGUCAGUGGCUCGGAGGACAAUUGUGUGUACCUAUGGGAUCUCCAAACUAGGAAAAUAGUGCAGAAACUGGAAGGUCAUACGGAUGGUGUAAUCGCUGUAUCGUGCCACCCUUCAGAGAACAUGAUUGCUUCAGGUGCGCUCGGCAAUGAUAAGACAGUGAAGGUAUGGGUUCAGAGGACCGAAGAACAAAUGGAAGACUGACUGAUGUUUCUCCUAACAAGUUGCUCGGUAAUCUUUCUUUGUUUUGUUUACCUUUCUGCUUCCCCCUCGAUUUUAACCUAAAUCCGGAGGUUGUAGGGUUCUAUCAUGUGCUCUAUGUUGUGACCUAUCAAAUUCACAAGGACUCAAGAAGGUGAGUAGCCAAACCACCAAAUCAGCCAGCAGAUUGGGUUUGUGAAGUUUUACUGUGUUGGUUGCUGAGGGGAUUUGCAAUAACAUCAUGUCAAUCAGGAGUUAAAUCAUGAUUAGUGUUGACAUUAAUGUGUUACAUAGAUAGUGUAGUAGUAUCUUAUGCUCCUGUUCACAUGCCUCCUUGAUGGUGGAUUGAAUCCGGCAAGGUUGCACCGGUGGGCAAUUGAAGCCUUCUCACUCAGGCAUGUGUUAAUGUAUAUAAUCCAUCCAUCACGUUCUAAGCAUUUUUGUUAGGUCAAUCUGCACUUUUGCUGGUUGGUUGUGAGUUCUUCUGGUGUAUUAAGUUGCAAUUGUUGG
Musa acuminata subsp. malaccensis (wild Malaysian banana) is the source of this 1490-nucleotide messenger RNA. RefSeq names its product COMPASS-like H3K4 histone methylase component WDR5A. Lineage: Eukaryota; Viridiplantae; Streptophyta; Magnoliopsida; Zingiberales; Musaceae. Gene Ontology annotation, molecular function: dynein complex binding; microtubule plus-end binding. Gene Ontology annotation, biological process: nuclear migration; microtubule organizing center organization; establishment of mitotic spindle orientation. The record is from RefSeq and is a predicted model, not a curated record. Gene Ontology annotation, cellular component: nuclear envelope; kinetochore; microtubule associated complex.